Rodentolepis nana is the source of this 1401-nucleotide messenger RNA. Lineage: Eukaryota; Metazoa; Platyhelminthes; Cestoda; Cyclophyllidea; Hymenolepididae. The record is from the annotation of a GenBank genome assembly.
AUGUCUAAUGAAUGCUGCAGCACUGAGGGACAAACAGAAGAGCCUUUUGAACCCGACUUAAAGGAGACUAAAGUUCUCUUAUUACAAGAACCUGAGGAGGCUAACGAAGAUAUUACCGUUCAAGACAUUUCGAACCUCGUAAAUUUAUUCAGUUCUGUUGGGGAGGGUUUAAGUACGAAUGAAUACUUCAAGAUUUAUUUGGCAAUAAAGAAGCUAAUUAUUGACUAUCCAGUUGAUAGUGUCCGUUUCUGGGGGAAGAUAUUUGGUACCCAACAAGAUUAUUAUAUUAUUGAAUGUCAGCCCGGUGACUACGACUCUUUUCAACAUUCUAAUGAAAAUUUUGACAAUAUACAUGUUCAAGAACAGGUCGAAGAGGGUUCAAAUGGAGUUUCACAACUUCCAAACUCUACGUGGAAGCCACCACAAGACGUUCCAUCUGAAGAGAUCGGUGAGGGAGUAAAUAAUCGUGUCUACUUUGCCAGUAAUCAUGCUAGUGGUCCCUAUACACUUCUGCCUCUUUGUGAUCCAAAACACAUUACCGCCUCCAGAAUGAUUUACAGCUACUUCACAGGAGACUUGGCCUCAAAAGUGUCCUGCUGGCCACCGUUUCCUGGCACCGAGGCACAAUAUUUGCGAGCCCAAAUAGCGAGAAUAAGUUCGGGAACACUUCUUGCACCAAAGAACUUCUUUCGGAUUCUUCAAGAGGAAGAUCAAAAUGCUGAGGCGAGCGAUGAAGAAGAUGAAAUUGUGCCCACCGAAUGUGAAGAAAAUGAGGAAUAUGUGCCUCAAGCAGUUGAAGCAAUGAUGUCAUCCGACUGGGUUCAUAGCAGACCUUAUAUUUUACCUCAGGGUAGAGUUACUUGGAUCAAUAUGAAGGAUAUUGAGGAAUCUGAAUUAGGUGAUAGGGAGAGUGAAGAAACGGACACAGUCUCCCACCUUAAAGAACUUGGCAAUGAGUCAGAAAAACGGGAAAAGGGUCCUCCGAUUCUUACACCAAUCUCCAAUGAUCUUGAGGUGGGUGGAUAUGAAGCUUGGCGGCUUAAAACAAGUAGAAAUGGAUCGCGCCUUCUUAUCUCUUCACUUCUUUGGCCAGGCGCUCAUACUGCCGCCAAAGACAGAUAUUUUGAAAAUAUCUACGUUGGUUGGGGUCUCAAAGCAACGAAGCCCCGUGAGUUUCCCGGUCGGUUGUCACAUGAUCAAAGUGAAAUUCUUCAUGAACCCGAGGAAGUGGCUGACCCUACUCCAGAACAAGAAAAGGCCAAAGCAGUGACAGAAAAUGAAGAAGGAAGUGACGAUGAUGUUGAUGGAAGAUUCGAAGAGGAAGAGGGAGAGGGAGAGGGAGAGGGAGAAAAGGAGAGCAAAGAGAUUUCUGAUGCAAAUGGUGAAAAUUCAGAUAAUUAA